GCUACCAGUUUGACACUACAAAUCUAAUCUGUCCAUAUGUCCUUGGCACAAGUAGCCAAUACUUGGGAUAUGAGGUAGUUCAGGGAGCCAAUCAGAAGUAGGCUUUAGGAGGAGGAGAUGAGAGCCCAACACCUGGACUUUGGGGUAAGUCCAAGCCUGGCCAAGGAAGGUCUAAGACGACUAUUUGAGUGGACUGUAGGAGUGGACUGCGUCUACACAGCUGGCCUGGUCUCAGGUCUAUUACGUUAGCCCAAGGACAAAGAUACCCAUAAAUAAGGCCAGGCCCAGAUCUCAGUCACAACUGCCACAAUGCUACUGCUUAGCCUGACCCUUAGCCUGGUCUUCCUCAGCUCUUCCUGGGGCUGCGGUGUUCCUGCCAUCGCACCAUCGCUGAACUUCAACCAGAGGAUUGUCAAUGGGGAGAACGCUGUGCGAGGCUCCUGGCCCUGGCAGGUCUCCCUGCAGGAAAGAAAUGGCUUCCAUUUCUGUGGAGGGUCUCUCAUCAACCAAUACUGGGUAGUUACUGCUGCCCACUGCAAUGUCAGUCCUGGCCGCCACUUUGUUGUCUUGGGUGAGUAUGACAGAUCAUCCAAUGCUGAGCCUAUACAGGUGCUGUCCAUCUCAAAGGCCAUUACACACCCUAACUGGAACCCCACUACUCUGAACAAUGACUUGACACUCCUGAAGCUUGCCUCACCAGCCCAAUAUACAACACGUGUCUCACCGGUCUGCCUUGCAGCCUCAAAUGAGGCUCUGCCUGAAGGCCUCACAUGUGUCACAACUGGCUGGGGCCGCAUCAGUGGCACAGGCAAUGUGACACCAGUACGUCUGCAACAGGUGGUUCUGCCCCUGGUCACUGUGAACCGGUGCCGGCAGUAUUGGGGCUCAAAAAUCACCGAUUCUAUGAUCUGCGCAGGUGCCGCAGGUGCCUCCUCAUGCCAGGGUGACUCGGGAGGCCCUCUUGUCUGCCAGAAGGGGAACAAGUGGGUGCUGAUUGGUGUUGUCUCCUGGGGCACUGAAAACUGCAAUGUCCAAGCACCUGCCGUGUACACUCGGGUUAGCAAGUUCAACACCUGGAUCAACCAGGUCAUAGCCUACAACUGAGGCCCUUCCCCAUCUCAACCAAAUAAAGAUCCCAAGUGCUAUCUA
Messenger RNA from Dipodomys spectabilis (banner-tailed kangaroo rat), 1149 nucleotides. It is a transcript of the gene Ctrl, whose product is annotated as chymotrypsin like. Gene Ontology annotation, biological process: proteolysis. The transcript has 7 exons. The coding region runs from base 310 to 1104 and encodes 264 amino acids. Gene Ontology annotation, molecular function: serine-type endopeptidase activity. The record is from RefSeq and is a predicted model, not a curated record. Lineage: Eukaryota; Metazoa; Chordata; Mammalia; Rodentia; Heteromyidae.